[Candida] anglica is the source of this 2131-nucleotide messenger RNA. NCBI's taxonomy places the organism in Eukaryota, Fungi, Ascomycota, Pichiomycetes, Serinales, Debaryomycetaceae. The record is from the annotation of a GenBank genome assembly.
AGUGAAGUAGGAGGAGUUCACUAACAGUGGUUUUCCUAGAAUUUUGCACACAGUUCAGCCACCAUUAGGGACAAAGAAACAGUGUUAAGGAGGUUUUUGGUUCACAUAAAUCCAAUUAUUAAUCAAUUUAAUUUGUUAUUAUUGGAAAAUUUUCUUCAACUAUACAUUAAUACUUCAAGAGGAGUACUAUGACUGACAAAAACGUAGGCUCUGGCACAUCACAAGCAUCCAUGUCAAUUUCAAGAAAUGGAAGCUCGGAAAAGGAGGAUAAACUUAUGAUGUUGCUGUUACAACAUGACCAACAAAAACAACAAAGACUUCAGAAGGGUCAACUGCAACAACAACAACAACAACAACAAGUUUCUCAACAGCAAGGUGUGUCUCAACUAUUAGCUGACCAACAAGGUAAUACGAUUCCACUCCACCUUCAACAACAACAUCAACAAUUACAGCAACAACAACUUCAACAACUCCAACAACUUCAACAACAACAUCAACAACUUCAGCAACAGCAGCAACAACAGCAACAGCAACAACAGCAACAACAACAACAGCAACAACAACAACAAUUUCAAAUGGCAAAUAUGAAUCAAAACCACCCAUAUGCUUCACAUCAAUUGCACCAAGCCCAAUCACUGAUGUAUCAUUUAUCUCCAAAUAAUCCACAGGCUCAAUAUACUCAAAACCAACAACUAUUACAGCAAGGGUCAUUUGCGAAUGGAAAUCAAGUACAACCAGUAUAUAGCUCUUAUGCACCAUCCAAUACAGCUCCUAAUAUAGCAUACAACUAUGCAUUGGGUUACAACACAAGAUAUCCAUACAACUAUGGAGGAACAUUUGGACAAAUAGGGUCACAAACCGAUGCAUCUUCAACUGGACCUAAUACGAAUACUAUACAUGAUCAACUUGAUCUGACGAAUGCCCAGUUACAACCAUCGCAACAGCAAACUCUGUCGCAAACUCUUCAACAAGAUGUUGUUCAACCACUGCCACAACCUCCACAACAACCUCAACCCAUCCAGACACAACAGCCACAACCUCCACAACCACCAGCCCAUCCACAGUCUCAAUCUAUAAACAAUCCUCCAUAUGGAAAUAUAUCAUCAGAUAAUUUCACUGUAAACCAAUUCCUGCCACCCAUUCCUGCAAAUGUUAAUAAUUUCAAGGUUGGAAAAGUCACAAAAAAGAGUAAAUCUCUCGACAGCCAUACCAAUAACACCAAAACUAAACAAGUACUGAAACCGAAAGCUAAAGGACCUGUUAGAGAUUCAUCAUCAGACAGACCUUACUCUUGUGAAUUUCCUGGAUGUGAAUGGGCCUUUUCAAGACAAUCAGAUUUAAGAAGACAUUCUAAAUCACAUAUAGAACCAAUGUUCCAUUGUCCAUAUUGGAGAAAUGACCCAACUUGUCAUAGAAAUGGUGGUGCUUUCAAUAGGUUGGAUGUUCUCAAAAGGCAUUUAAAAUUAGUUCAUUAUGUUCAAGAUAAACUGCAACUUAUUCAUGAUUCAAGGGACGAUCCUGGCUGGUGUAGAUCAUGUCAAAGAAUGUUCCCUAAUUCAAAAUACUUUGUUGAUCAUUGUUUAGAAUGUGCACAUCUGGGAACUCCUGUGGAAUGGAAACAAACUGAUUCUUCAUUCAAAUUACAAGGACAAAGACCACCAAAUACCACCACUAAUAAUCCUUUAAAAUCCAAAAAGCAAGCGGAACCAGUAUAUCAAACAAACACUCUUAAUUUCCAAGCUCCAGAUACUAUUCAAAGUAAAUCAAAUGAAUCUAAUAAUCGAAAAAAACAAACUGUGUUACAAAAUGCAAACAUGGAUUCAAACUUAGAUCAGACAUCUAAAAAAAUUCCUACUUUCGGCGGAGACACUGUGGUUGAUCAAGUUGCAAAUGAUAUGUCCGUAAUUGAUUCAAUGAACCUCAAGGAAGCUCAAGCCAGCGAAAUCUUAGGUGGCUUGACAUCAGCUUCACAUGUACUUGACAAGGAGAAUAAGGUCAUUAGCAAUGACAAUCAAUCCAAAGAUUGAAGUCGUCUUUUUUUUUUAUUAAAAAUAUAUUGGAUAGUACAUAUGAACAAAUUUAAUCUUUUUCUUAUAAUUAAUAUACACAAAUAAUUUCUAUCUUACAUAAU